Messenger RNA from Paramecium octaurelia, 3009 nucleotides. The record is from the annotation of a GenBank genome assembly. NCBI's taxonomy places the organism in Eukaryota, Ciliophora, Oligohymenophorea, Peniculida, Parameciidae.
AAAUAAUGAACCAUUCAAUAGAUUAUUUUAAUAAGUAGUAACAAAAGUUAUAUGAAUACAUGGUUAAUUUAACAUAAAAUGUUACAGGUGUUGAAAAGAUAGUAAGUCUAAUUGAAUAAUUAAAGCUUUCAGAUUUAGUGAGAUGCUUGUAUGCCUUUAGUCAGGAGAUCAAGAUUGUUGGAGAGAAACUUCAUACUCAAAUCAGCAGUGGAGAUGAGCCAGAUAUUUUGGUUUGUUUAUAUUAAUAAGUGAGUAAUUACUUAUUGAGAUUGUCAAGGAAUUGGGAAUUAACAUCUUAAAGGAUAAAGAGUGAAAUCACUGAGCCAUAUACACAAUUUGUAUUGAAUUUUAGAUCGACCAAUCGAAAUUUGAAUGCUGAGUCAAAAAAGCAAGUGAAUGAAAUAUGGGAAACCAGAAAGGAGAUGUGUAAAACCUAAGAUGAAUAUUGGAAGAUAAUGAAAUAAUUCGAAUAAAAGAGUUAAUAAACACAAGAGAUGGUAGAUUUGAUAGAGAAAGGGAGCGCAACAAGAGAUGAUCUUCAAAAAUAGUUCACAAGUUCUUUGAAAUUGUAAGAAUUAGCUGUUGAAUCAGAAAAAGAUUAUAAAAACCUAUUAGCAAUCACUAAUGAGAAGUGGAAAUCAUUUCAUGAAGAAUGGGAUAAGAUCUUUGCAAACGUAGGAUUGAAUGAAUAGAGUAGGUAUACUAAAUGAAAUUUAUAUAAUAUAGAAUAAUGUUUACAAAGCAAACUGUUAGUUCAUUAUUAAAUUUAUUACCCUUAGAUGAAUACUCAAGUUAAAUAGAAGAGAAGAUUACAGAUAUGGAAGUUAAACUUAAAGAGGAUCCAAAAGUGCCUAUUCGUAAAUUAAUCGAAAAAAAGAUGGAAAAUAAAGAUAGUAGACAAUUAUUAAUAUUAUUAGCAUUUAAAUUUUAAUUCGAAGAAUUCAUAAGUUAUGACUAGUGGAAGAAGAUUAGUAUCAAUCAAGAACAAAACAAUACACUCUAAUAGAUUCAUCAUUAAUGGCAAAUAGUAGGAGACAGAAUCUUAGAGGAUGAGAAGAAGAUUGUGGAUAAAUAUCUGGCUACAUUGUUCACAAUUGAUAUCUCUGAUAAAAGCGAAUUACUUAUUAAAGUUAAACAAAUUCUGUAGAAAUAAGCAGGCAGAAACUAUUUCAAUAGUUAAUUAAGUUAUCUUCAUUCUAAAUCAAUUGAAGAGAAAUAAACAUGUACAUAUUGUUAAUAAUAUCUUAGCAUUUUAUUUGGCUUUGUCAAAUGAGUAAUUUUAGGAAUUAAAUUAGUUGAUAAGAUUUUGGUUAAAUUACAUUGAAUUGAAUGAUCUUUAUGAAUCUGAAGACAUCUAUGACUUAUUGCUUAAAUCAAUAAGGAUAGUACGUAAAGAUGGAAGGGAUAGAGUUAACCUUGCAUCACAAUUAUCAGAUAUAACACUCUGGAGGAAGAUAGAAAAAUGGAUAGAACUAUUUUAGUAUAUCAAUGCAAGAAAAGUGGAUGAAAAGCGUAAGUAAGUGGAGUUAUUGAACUAGUAAAACCAAAAUAAUAUAGUAUAGAAAGGAUUCAAAAUGAUAGGCUCUAUUUUUAAGAAUUUGGGGCCGACCUAAUAAUCUCAAAAUGAACUUAAUGAAAGUGAAAUAUCCUAUAUGAUUAUGGAAGAAAUCAAUCUCUUUUUGACUUCUUUAAAAUUACCAUCAGAUUUAUCUACUGAAAUCAUAAUCCAAAUAGCAUUUUAAUAACCAAGUUUUGAUAAAGAACAUAUCAAAAAGUUAUUGGAGAAACAAGAAGAUCUUCAUAAUACACUAUGGAAGAAAAUGUUUAAAUCAGGGAAAAGCAUGUUGACUUAUAAAUCUGAAAAGUAUGAUCGUAGGAAGAUGGACGAGUAUGAAAAUAAAGUUGUUUAAGUUUUUGGUGCAACUAUGAAGUAAUCUAUUCAAAUUAUAUUAGGUAUUUAACACUUGAAGAUAACCCUUGGUAACUACUGUUGAUUAAUAGUUAAUUUAGUCUGCAUUUAAGACAUAAGAUAAAAAAGUUUUAUUUGGCUAAUGGAUAGAUCUUCUCUAGUGAGCAAACUCAUCAAUUAAGAUUAAAGUUAAUUGGAUAGGCACUAAAAUUGAGAUCAAUGAAAAUUGAUUAUGUGGAAAUGAAAACUAAAGUGGGAUUAGAAAUGGAUAUUAAUCAAUUACAUGAAGAAACCAUUAAGUUAGAUGUUCAAAGAAGUCUGCAUCUUCACAAAGAGAAGAUCAAUUCAUCUGUACUCUAAAGCUUAUUGAGAAUAUAUGCAUUCUAUAAUCAGGAGGUUGGAUAUUGUCAAGGCAUGAAUUACAUAGCAGGCUAUAUAUAUUUGACCUUUUAAGAUCAAGUAACAGCUUACAAGGCCUUUGAUAGGAUGAUGAAUCUCUAUUUUAAGGAUCUGUACAUUAAUGAUUUCUCAAAACUGGUAAUGAUUUAUAUUUUAGAUAUAGAAAAUUGGGUUUUAUUAAUUCGAUCGAUUACUAUAGGUCUUUUUGCCUGAGUUGUCAUAACAUUUAAAAGAUUAGAAGAUAGAUCCAUCAUAUUAUGUAGCCUCUUGGUUCAUAACAUUGUAUUCCAAUGUUUUUCAGUUCAGUCAACGAUCGGCACUUUUAAAUAUUAUAUGGGACAUCUUUUUGGCAGAAGAAUGGAAAGGUAUUUAAUUUCUAAUAUUGAACUAAGGGUUUUUCAAAGUUACGUUUUAUUUGCUUUGGUUAUUGCAGUAAGAAAUAUUAGACUUAGAAUUCGAUGACAUACUGCAUUAUUUAGGACAACUAAUAAGAAGUGAAUUCUUUACUAUUGAUAAUGAAAAAGAAUUGAUUAAACUCAUUUAAAAUUAUGAUAAGACUGUCAAAGAGAAUGAAUCAAUUAAGACAACCAUUUUAUAGAAGUUCAGAGUUACUAAUAGAAUGUUAAGAAGCUUGGAUUCAGAAUAUCAUAGUUUUCAAAUGAAAUUGAAUAAAAAGUUGAAUUUAUGUUUGAAGAAAUGAA